Cylicostephanus goldi is the source of this 521-nucleotide messenger RNA. NCBI's taxonomy places the organism in Eukaryota, Metazoa, Nematoda, Chromadorea, Rhabditida, Strongylidae. The record is from the annotation of a GenBank genome assembly.
AUGGCUAAUUCGUCUUUAUUACAGUACAAGAAGAACUUAUGGAUGACAGUUGGAGCAAUGUGCGCGUCACUGUCAACAAGUGCAAUUAUCAUAUUCUUCUACAACACAUACUGGCAUCAGAUGAGCAAGGUCACAACCGCUGUGGUGCGAAUUGUGGACACUGUAGCGUUUCUAUCGCUUCCAUUCUUGCUCGGUGCUCGACUGAUGAUCGCAGUAAAUAUCAUGACUUACCUGGAGCCUUCGCUUCACGCAGCUUCACGUCUUGUCUCCACAAAUGCUUUCAUGAACGAGCUUGUCUGCUCGAUCAUUCCCAGAGAAUCGUUGCCGCUCUGCAGUGCCGUCAUCGAACGUUCGAUCUUUCCAAUUCUCGUGCUCAAAUAUCUACUGAUUCUGUGUAUCCUGACUGCUGCAUAUAUUAUGCUUGCCUAUCUGAUCGAGUACUGUAUCCGCCACUGGUUCCCUCCAUCCGAAAGUGAUGAUGUCGUAGAUGGCGAUCGCAUUUUUGUCGAAUCUGCUUAGAC